Messenger RNA from Acanthaster planci (crown-of-thorns starfish), 7646 nucleotides. RefSeq lists its product as uncharacterized. Lineage: Eukaryota; Metazoa; Echinodermata; Asteroidea; Valvatida; Acanthasteridae. Gene Ontology annotation, biological process: signal transduction; activation of GTPase activity. Gene Ontology annotation, molecular function: GTPase activator activity. The record is from RefSeq and is a predicted model, not a curated record.
ACCGUGCCUAGUGGCUAGCGCCCUCUGUCGCGUCACAAUAUGGAGGAGCACACGUUUUCGUCCAUAUACUGUUUCAGUGAUGUUCAAGCUGCGUGUCAACUGGAGGUCUUGCACGACUCUGCUGUUACGGCUAGUGUAAUUAGGCGAAGCUGGAGGCUCAGGGUCAAGGGCUUUGUGUCACUGGAAUAGCCCGGUAUGCUCCAGGAAAUCUUUUGAACGUUCACUGUUGUGUAGGUCUACCCUGGGCCUCGCCUUCUUUUCCUACCGCCAUGUUUGGGCAUAGUCAGCGACUGUGACUGCUUCUCGUUGUCUCCUCUCUACAAGAGUUACAAUAUGACAACUCUGCUGGCUGAGGAGGGGCGCCCUCUUUCCCGCGCUCGUACCUCAACAGGCACCCAGUUGACUCAUCAUUUGAUGGAUGGCUCGGAGUUUUCAGGGCAAGCUGCUCGUUGGCUAAACCCUGCACCGGUACCCCACCAUGCAGACCGCCCAUUUGGAGACACGAUCAAAUCUGGAAUCCACCAAGGUGUACUAUCCCGGUGCGGCAUAGUGGGCGUAUAUCCUGCCCUUGGGAAACUAGAGCCAUGCAGGUGCAAUUGUGAUGGAAUAACCUGAGCAAGUCUCACCGUGACUACCACCGUCGCUACCACCACCAUCCCCCCUCCCACCCCCCGAAAGCAUUGGGCAUGAUGGAGAUAAAACGAUUCACGCGCCACGACACCACCUUCAACGGCUGGCUGCUGAACCGGGCCUCGCACCACGGCCUGACGCACUUCUUCUCCCGCCACUGGCAACGCAACUGGUGCAUCCUUGCCAACGGCCAGCUCCAUUACUUCAAGCACCAGGGCAGCACGUCCCUGCACGGCUGCCGGCUGGUGUCCAGGGCCAGCAACCAGAGUGACCAUGAGCCCCUGGGGUACGUUCUGGAGAUCCACCAAGAAACCAGAACUUCGUCAAAGAGAGGAUCACCUCACGAUCGACAGAAUCCAGAAUCCAAGAAGCACAGUCAUCACAGUUCAAGCUCCAAGCCAUUCCUAAUCUGCACCUCCACAUUACUAGAGCUAGAACACUGGGAGAGAGAAAUACGCCGUGUCAGGGGAGGAGUCUUUGGCCAAAGUUUGGAGGACACCAUCAUCAACGAGAGCGACACCUGCACCAAAGUCAUCCCAUCGGUGGUCGAGAUGUGUGUCACUUACAUCAGAAAUAAUGGCAUCAGGGAGGAAGGCAUCUUCAGAUUAAAUGGGCGCAGCAGCAUGGUACAGGAGCUGCAGGAUGCCUUCGACAAAGGCGAAAGGCCCUGCUUCGAGGACCUCAGCCCCGGGGUGCACACCAUCGCCUCGCUGCUCAAGCGCUACUUCCAGCUGCUGCCGGAGCCCAUCAUCCCCUGGCGCCACUGCAAGUACUUCAUCCCCGUCAUGCAGCAGCUGCAGGAGAAUGAGGAUGAGGGCCGCUUCAAGCUGAUCAUCCAGCUGGCGCUCCUGCCCCGCAUCAACUACAACCUCCUCAAGUACCUGUGCCAGUUCCUGCACGAUGUCCACCGCCAGGAGCUCUACAACAAGAUGGGGCUGGGCAACCUGGCCAACAUCUUCGCCCCGCACAUCCUGCGGCCCAAGCAUGCCCAGGGUGCGUUCCUCCUGGGCAGCACGGCGCUCAGCUUGCGGCUGGUGCACUACCUGAUCCAGCACCAGGACAAGCUCUUCCCGCCCACCAGCGACAUCCAGAUGGACUAUGAGGUCGUGGAGGCACCCUCGCCCGUCUCCAGUUGCGACUCCUCGGGGAGCCUUUACGAGAGGACCAGCUCAUGUGAAUAUGAGGUGGAAAUGAUCCCUCCAUUCCCAGAGCACAAAGAUAGUUUUGGAGAAAGCCUGGACAAGAAGGUGACAAGGGUCCAGAAGUCCGAAAGUUGCAAUUAUGAGCUGGAAUAUUUGGGAGAGGAGUACCGUACACCAGCGGAUGUGAAUAGUAUCUAUGAAAAUUUGGACCUGUCCAAUGGACCAUCAUUGAUUGAAUCGUUGAAAAACCGCAUCUCAGAGAUGCCCAGUAAGCCACUCACCCAGAGCGAACAGAAGGCUAAGCGGUACGGUGUGUCAUACCGCGACCCAGCGUCUAUAGCCACCGUGAUGAAUGGACAUCGGCGCCACUCCAGCGGCAGCCCCAGCAGCAAAACAAGCAGUGUCUCCGGUGAGAACACAGUCCCCAUCAUGCGUGGCAAGAAGCAUAAAGUCCAGAAUGGGGAUGUGCACAGCCAGAUCCAGUCCACCUACCAGAAUGUCAAGACCCUGGCCAUCUCCUUCAAGGAACAACAGGCUGAGGCCAACAACGGCUCCGUGGGCGUCUACCAGAACCCUAACCCUCUCCACCAUGCCUUGAUCCGCGACCUGAAAGCGGCCACCUCCAAUGAAGACGACUACUUGCAGCCCACCUUUCACAAGCAGCCCGUCACCCGCACCAACGCCGAGGCCCUGAAACCACCCAAGCCAGCCCUAAGGACUGUCCAAAACGGGGACGUCCAGAAAUUGCCUCGUCAGACGAAGGAGGAAAAAGAAUCUUUGCUUUCGGCAGACAGUAACGGGCCAAAUGGAAGCUUACCCAGCACUAGCCAUGCCAAUGGACAGAAAGCCAUACCGAGCGGAGACACAGUGGCACCCUCACAGGGACUGAGAGUGCGACUAAGACAGAAAGAAGAGGAGAUUGCAAGGCAGCAGAAAUCUUUGGAGAAGAUCAGGAAAGAGCGUGAAUCACUCAGAGUCAAAUUGGUUGCUGAGGAGGCAGCCCGAAUCACUGCCGAGGAGCGCAAUCGCAAACUACAAUUGGAAGUAGACACGCUGAAGCGACGUCUUGGCCUCAUCCGAUGAACUCAUCCCUACUCGGCCUAACCAGGCCAAUUGCAUAUAGUCUGAUAACUAAGUGCUGUUGCAAAGGCCACCUGGUAUUACGUAUUUAUAUAGUUGAGCCUUUCCAGUUUUAAAUGCUGCUAUUUGCUGUCAACUUUGUUUUUCACGCAAUUAUUUUAUUGUACUUUUCAUUGGAGACCUUUUUCAAGUCUGAUUUUCCCCCCAAAGAGUAGCCUGAAACCGGGCCGGACGGGUGAUGUGGUAUGUCUAUCCAAAGUUGUACCGAUAAAUGUGAGGUUUUUCUGGACACUCUUUUGCCUUGUAGUGAGUGGGGUGUGUGUGAUGGGCAUUGUAAAUCUCCUGCAGUUAAUUUGAAUUAUACAGGUAUAGCAACAGUGUUUAAGUCUGGGGAGCUUGUCAGGUAACGGUUGCCAACAUCUUCUUAUGGGUCAUAGGUCAGUCAGGGGGCCCGAGGUCAACUUUGCUUGGAAUAGCUACGUACUGAUUGCCCUGUGUCAGCUGGCAUGCAAGAUCAGCCAAUCAGAGUAAAGAACAUGAAGUGAAAUCUCAGCACGCCACCAAUAAAAUUCCCGGAGCUAGGACAGGUUGCUGAGCAGCCAAUACCUGCCCUUACAUCAGUGAGAAAAGUCAAAUUGACAAUAUUAAUUAUUUCUUACGGCGCUGCAGUUGAACAGCAGAGCCACCGAACAUUGCUGUAAGGUAACGGCGGCAUUGCCUGAUUACAGCAUUUAUUUCCAUUAAUAAAAUAUCUCCUUAAGGGUAAGAAACGGGCAAUAAGUCCCUCAUGUCAGAGAGGCAAAACUCUGUUCAUUUCAUCCAUAGCAGUCAUGGGCCGCAGGUGGUUGACAGAGAUAAGUCAUGGCUUGACAGGUUGCCAUUCAGGGUAGGAAGGACGCCGCUACUUGAACCUGGAUCAGAAAGUAGCUCGAUCACACCUGUACACUUUAAAAGUGUUACAGAGUUGUCACCGAGCCGGUCACAAAGUCACUGCAAGUUGGUUUCAAGAUAGUACCGAGUCAAAUUACAAGCUAUUGAAAUGAACUAAGGCAUUCAUUUGUCCUUGUUCAGCUCUUCAGUUCUUACCUGACUUGCAGACUGACUUGCAGACAGACUUGUGAGUGACUCGAUACCAACUCCAGAAUGUCACUACAUACACUGUAGUUAGCCACUCGUUUGCAAAGUUCUGUCAAGUUCAAGUGAAACUGUGCCGAAGGUUUCGGUUGCCGUCUGAAUUCGUUAUCAAGGAAUGACCUUUUUUUGAACAACUGAAUUGUUCUUCAAGCACCCACUCAGCUACCAGAGGCCAUUUUCAUUGAUCUGCUUGGCACACUUGGCUGUUGUGAAGACAGGAUACCAGCCAGAGUUGUCAUAUGGUACACAUUGCUUUGGCUGGUUCUCAGUUGAUUUAUUUCUUAGCACAAAAAAGUGCUCAGGAAUUGGGCCUCGAAAGGAAUUCCAUGACAUGGAGUCCAGCAAAGUUUUUGAGAAUUCCAGGUUGUACUUGAAAGAGAACGAAUAUCACUAGACUUCAUAUUCACAGUGAUUUUCUUAAUAUUGUAGUUAUCGUUCUGUUCAAGCAGAACAUCAGGGACUUGCACUGGACCCAUAUUGUAGGCAUAUCUGAGGAGAUGCUGUAACUGUGCUGGCACCACACUCAAGCGUGUCAAAGCAUCUGAUUGGUGGAAGAGGCAGGUAACACAUGCACCCCCCCCUCGGGCACGAGCAUUGUGUCACCGCAGUAAUGACUUCCUGCUUGCCGCAUUGCACAAUACAUGUAUCUCCCUGACCAAAGUAGCAGCAAGGGCCUGUUUGUUUCAUACAGAUCCAGAUCGCAAUCAGCGAUCCGACGUUGGUCCACUGACACCAGAACCCACUUAACUGAUGGCACAAACCAGCUUUGGGAUCACUGAUUGGGAUCCAAAUCUGUGGGCAACAAACAGGCGCUGAAAGACGUUGGACCCAUUAGCACAGAAGCACUGUAGUUAUGAAUUAUAAGUAAUUUUAGUAGACAUUCCACGCACUUUUAGGUAUCAUAGCAAUGGGAUGGGGACAGCAGAGGUCAACUCUAGGUCACAGUUGUUAUCACUCAUGAUUUCAGGUGUUCAUUACCACCAAGUUAAGCUCGGUAAUCUAAAAAUGGGAUGGCGUGUUCAGUUAAUAUUGCCAUCUCAUUUGGCCGGGGGGUAAGAUUAACCUGUGACUGUGCUGAGCCCCACCCCUCCCCCUUUCUUCUCUUUCUAAUCGUUUAACGAAGAACAAUUGCCAACACCUGCGUUGUUUUGGUUGUUACGCUCCGUUUGGAGUUGCAGUGACACCCCGGGGCCAAGUACGCCCGGAACCAGAUCCGGCGCGCGUGUGACCCUCCAGUACUGUGACUCUCUGAAAAGUGGGUCAGGGGUCCACAACCAGUCCCACCUUGAAGUUGAUCACGUUAUAGCUGGAGGGAAAGGCUGGGGGGGGGGUUACUGGGUGGUACGUUGUCUCACUGUGUCUGAUAUCAGUCUGAGGGUGGGCUCGAGAUGGGUGCGGUCAGUGUCAUUUGCCUGAAUGAGAACAACGGGAAAUCAUUUCUGGCGAUAAUCCAACUUUUUUCAAUCAUACUGUGCCCAUUUCUUUGCAAAAAUUUGAUGUAAAAAAAAUCAAAAUUUUGCUGUGCUAGACCUUACAGCACUUGCAAUUCUUAGAUUGAAAUUCCAAAAUUCUGCUCCACUGGCAUUCACGUGGAGUUUGCAAUCCUACACAUUUUGAUUAGUUGACAUCCUUGGCAUUGAGCCAAUCCCCGGUCACCCUCCAAACUUAUUCAACUGUGAGAUAAAAACUGUCGCUUCAGCCGGUAGCACAUCCUUCCCUUUUUUUUUCGUCUCCAUUUUUGCACUCGUGUCACCUCAUUUAUUUUCUGCAAUCGGUAUCUCACAACAUACCCUUCAGCACAAUAUCCAGGUACCGAGGAAGUGUAGUUGAAUAACAAAAAUCUACUUUUGUCUCCAUGGUAAUUUCUCAAACAGGAAAGCAGUCACAAUUACUCAUGUCUGUUGCAACAUAACUUCUUUUUUUUCUGUUUUCGACCACCUUUGGCUUCUUCUAAAUGUCAGGUAGGCCAGGUUGUUAGUCAUUUGGGGGGGGGAAUGGUUUCAGGAGAAGACAAAAAGGUAAAGUUGAGAGAAACUGGAUGUGACCUGUGCCGGUUGAACAGUUAGGAAGCCCCCACGGUGAUACAGUGACUCAUGCAAACUCUUGCGACACAUUGUUUUAUGUGAUGCCGACGUGACUGAGCCACCAGUCGCGGAAGAGGUGUGAGGGUUUUUUGUUACUCUCAGUCCAGACCCCCCUCCCAAAAAAAUGCAAAAAUGUAAAAAAAAAAAAAAAACCUAGACCAUUUCUGAAAGACUCAGUGACCGCCACAUUACUGACUGACUUCAGAGUGUCAUUACAAAUCUAACCCCUAACGUUUAUUCCGUAGUAGUGGGGACUAAUUCAGGCCUGUUUCACAGUUCUUUCAGGGACAAGAAAUGAUGUGGGGAUGCACGAUCAAAACUUUUCACAACUUGGUUUGAGUUCUUGAAGAUUUUCAGAAUCAAUUUUCCAUGUAGCAGUGUUUUGACGGUCUGUUUUGGAAUGUGUCCGUCCGGCGAUGACCAAAGUACAAUCAUUUACAGGGUAGGUCUUUUCAGAUUUCCCUGCUACUUGUACCCCUCAAUCUCAGCAGAGUUUAAUGUGUCUCCCGGAUAUAUAGUCCAAGAACAUCGGGCACAUUUUUGAGUUUGGCCAAUAAUAUUACAAGGAAGAUAGACGUGGCUAUGGACCUACGAUGGCAUUGCUUGUCCUGGUGGAUGUUUGUGGCCAGCUCAUUCCACUGGUAGAUCCACAGGGAGAUUCUUUGAAGGUUUAUCGUUCCUCUCCAGGGUUGACAAAAAAAUUCCCCCCCAGCCAAACCUGGACUUACCCCAGCCUGCACCCCCUCUGUAACUCCAUAUUUAAGUCCCUGAGCCAGGGCCUUGGACAUUGACCUCUGACACGGUUUCUCAAUCCCCACCGCAACCACCAAGGCAAGAAGCCAACCAUAGCAAUCGCAUUACGGACCAGGAUAUAUCCUAAUCAGCCCCAUUUCCCCCCACCCCUGGGGGGUCAUUCCUCACCCAGUCUGAGGCAUAAGGUGUCGCGGUGUGGAUGGAGACUUCCUAGUCCAUUUUCCGAGGCCUGUAGACCAUCCUAUUUUUUUUGUUUUUAUUUUAUAAGUUAAACUUCCCAAAAAUGAUGCAGAGUGGAAAUAUAUACCUUUAUGAAUAACGUAAUAAGCAUAAAUGGAAUUAUUGUCAUUGUAUUGCUUAGAAUAAACCAAUUCAGUAUUUCAACAGGAUAAGGCCAAUUAGGAUUAAAAAAAACACCUGACAUCUCACCUGGUUGAACAUGCUCAGUACGUGCAAUCAAUUCAGGAAUCAAAACAAAGCCAAUCAAUAAGCAUAUUGAUCAUCUCCAAUAAUCAAUAUCUCCAAUGUGCCUCAUUGUUGGGCCGUUAUGUUGGAAUUCUGAACUGGUUAAGCGCUGACUGCAUAGCAGAGGCAACUCAAAUUACAUGAACUGUUGAUUAGGAAGCUAAACUUCAAGUAUAUAUAUAUCUAUUUUAUGUAUAUGCGCUUGUACAGAGGUUUAUUAAAACAGAAUACGAGAUGUGUACACAGGUUUUGUAAAUAUUUUCAGCUUAUUAAAAUAUGUUGGAUUACAGUCCAGAGAGUUACUUACCUAUUGCACUGUGCAAAAAUUUAAGUUAAUGGUUUAAUAAAUUCUAUAAAC